This is a messenger RNA of Contarinia nasturtii (swede midge), 2519 nucleotides long. Its product is annotated as flocculation protein FLO11. The record is from RefSeq and is a predicted model, not a curated record. The transcript has 4 exons. NCBI's taxonomy places the organism in Eukaryota, Metazoa, Arthropoda, Insecta, Diptera, Cecidomyiidae. Bases 247 to 2166 code for a protein of 639 amino acids.
CGAAACAAGCAUAAGCGUCUACCAUUUGUAUGUAUCAAGUCGUGUACGUUAUUUUAAUAGUUUUUUUUCUCGACAAUUAGUAUAUUUUUCAACGACCAGUUUUAUAUUUAGUUCAAGACAUAGUGAAUAUUGAACGAUUCGUGUGUUUUGCCUUGACAAAAUAGUAAGAAAACAUCGAUUCAGCCGUGUGUAUUUUGAUUGUGUUCAUUUUCAAUCCUGGAUCAUAUCCAAAUUGGUGCAGCAAAUAUGCAAACGCCAAAACAAAAGCGAUACAGUUGCAUCAGUAACAUUAGCAACUAUGGUACUCCAAGAGAUAACGACGAUUCGGAAAACAGUAUGUAUUACUCGUUUGUCUCUGGAGAAGAGGACAGCAAAGAAAAUUCGGCCAACGGAGGUCAAUGGACCGUAACAGAUUCAAGCAGUCCCAUCAUUCCAAAUGUGGCCAGCUCAAAAACGCCACUGUUAAGAAAAGUAUUACAAACCAACUAUACCCCACGUAACAAAAAUAACAAACGUGUUUCAUUCAGUCAAAUACCGAAACCAUGUCCAACACCAGAAGUAGCUAGUAAGAUGUCAAAAACAAGUGAAUCAUGUGUCGACAUGAUCGCGGAUACAACAUUCGAAUUAAAAGUCAUUGAAGAAAGUCUGCCAGACAUAUCGAACGAAAAUGACGUGAAAGAUCCCGUUCAGCAAAUUCCAAUUUUCGAAAAUGGUGUUGAAUCGGUCACAGUCAAUGAGUCGCCAUUUAACAUCAGCGAUGGUUUGGAGGGCGAUCUACAUGAUACGGUCAUUGAAAAUUCAUCACCGAUCCCGGCGAAUAUCACAUUGACAGACAAUAUGGAAAUGCCAGCUAAUCCAUCUGUCGUCCAAGGUGCUGAAAUCUCAUCGAAAGCACCUGACAUGACAGCAUCGAAUGAAACACGUAAUCGACCAGUUGAAGUUCAAGAGAGAAAAAGUACGGUACCACCAACAGUUAAAAAUUCAGCGCCACUGCCGAAAAAAGUUCAAACGAAUGUAAAAACCGUCGAAGAGAUAUUGCAAGCGGGUCAAAAGACAGCACAAUCGAAGAAUACAAUUAAAAUCGGUCGACAGCAAUUAGCCAGUGAUAGCCGAAAAAGUAUUUUACCGGUUGUGAAAAAACUAACAACGCGUGCCACAACCUACAAGCGCCGAUCAUCCACGUAUGAACCGCGAAAGGUUGAUCCACGUAAAUCGUUGGCCGUUUUGAAGAACGUCGCAAGUCAAGUGAGCAAAACACUUCCGACAGUAGAGAAGAACAAAGCAUCAGAAUUGAAACGCCCAACAGCACCUGUCACCAAAACGUCCACAAGCAAUGUACCGGUGUCAUCCAAAAACUCAGUUGUGAAAACAACUGCGACAAAGAUAGAUGCACCCGCACCGCGUACAAUUGUCAACAAAUCGAGAUUAACAAUUGCCCAACCGACAGUGAAUCCGGUGGCAAGGCCAACAAAGCCACCAAAGAUGUCGAUUGUGUCAACACGUCAAUCGAUGUCUUCGAAUGUUCGUGCUCAACGUCGCGAAACACGAUCAUUCCUCACUACAUUUGCUAUGGCCAAAGCAUCUACAUCAUCAGUUGCACCUUCAACAUCGUCGACUCAACACACAUUCGUCAAACCAAGUGCCUUACCGGUUCGAAAAAGUUUGCAUCCAUCGAUGGUUUCAUCAGCUACAGUCACAUCAAAUGGUAAAACAAACACCAAUCAGUCUGGCAAGUGUCAAUAUUGCGACAAAUUCUUUGUGAAAAGCCAUGGCUUAAAGACCCAUCAACUGGAAAAAUGUGAAAAAAUCCCAUCGUCAGCUCGUCGCCAACUGUUACAAAAGGAAAACGAAAGUAAUGAAGCCAACAGUAAGCAAACCUUUACUCGAAGAUCACAAGCAUUUCCACAGAUUGAUGAAUUUUCCAAAUAUUCUAGAUUUUUUGUAAACUUAAGUUCAAACGGUGGUGCAUCGGGUACGCAAAAUGAUGUUAAUGCUGCUGAGAUUAAUUGGGGCUUAAAAAAUUUACGAGCUGAAAUCAGAAAGAGGGCGCCCAGUGGUAUUCAACGUACACCACAAAAACCAAUCCGAUGCCAUCUUUGUAAAAAACUCUUUUUCGAUUGUGUUGAAUACGCCGAUCACAGCGCAAAUCAUCCAGCAAUCAAUUGAUCAAUAUAGGCUUAAUCGUCGUUUUCAUUCAAACAAAUUUCAAACACAUCGACACUUUCAAUUUUUAUAAUUAUCGACUUAAAGAUUGUUCAUUUUGGUUUUUGCUACGAUUCAUAAUGUCCGUUGAUAUCAACCGCCCUCCACUGAUUAACGGCCAUACAUUGACUUUUCAGUAUUAAUUUCAUUUCUGCGAGUUUCAAUUUAAAUUGCGCCCCAAUUACAAAAAAAAACGGAUACGAAGAUUUCUAUAUUCAAAAAAGUAUUAUAAAAGUAUUAAAUCAAAUGAAUUAUUUACAGCAAAAUUCGCAAUCUACCACAUUAGCAUGUUUAAAAAACGAUAUACAUUUUUCGGA